AAACACACCCAUAGGCCAUAUCUAUAUCAAUGCAAUGAAGAUGUCGUAUUAUCAAUACAUUACUCACUCAAACAUACAAACGCACGCUAUCCCAAUUCCCACGGAGACAAACACCUUUGAUCUUCAAGUCAACAAUGGAGGAUAGUACUGUAGGAGGAAUCAGAGAAAAGUUAUUAGUGAACACAGAAGCAGCAGCAGCAGCAGGAGAUGUUGAAGACGAGACGAUAAGCAGUUGGAAAGAGAGAUUCUGGAGAGAGAACAAAAAGAUAUGGGUAGUGGCAGCCCCGGCCAUUUUCACCCGAUUCAGUACGUUCGGAACAGGCAUCAUCACCCAGGCAUUCAUCGGCCAUGUCGGCUCCAAAGAGCUCGCCGCCUUCGCCCUAGUCUCCACCGUCUUCCUCAGGUUCGCCCAAGGCAUUCUGCUGGGAAUGGCGAAUGGUCUGGAAACCCUAUGCGGGCAGGCGUACGGCGCAGGGCAGCACCACAUGCUGGGGAUUUAUCUGCAGAGGUCAUGGCUCGUCUCCAUCAUAGCUUCCACUGUACUCCUCCCUGUCUUCAUCUUCACCGCUCCAAUUCUCCGAGCCUUGGGGCAGGAAAAGGAAAUUGCAGAAAUGGCAGGCACCAUGGCUCUCUGGCUCAUCCCUGUUAUAUACUCCUUCAUCGUCUCCUACACCUGCCAAAUGUACCUCCAAUCUCAGAGCAAAAAUAUCAUCAUCAUCUACCUCGCCUCCAUCUCCAUCCCCCUCCACCUCUUCCUCUCCUGGCUCCUAACUGUUCGGUUCCACUUCGGCGUCUCCGGUGCCAUGACCUCCACCGUCGUCGCCUUCUGGCUCCCCAACGUCGGCCAAAUCAUGUACGUCAUCUGCGGCGGCUGUCCCCGUACUUGGAGAGGCUUCACUCUCUUGGCCUUCAAGGAUUUGUGGCCCAUUUUCAAGCUUUCAUUGUCUGCAGGUGCAAUGCUUUGCCUUGAAGUUUGGUACAACACAGUGUUGGUUUUUCUUGCUGGAAACUUCAAGAAUGCAGAAGUAGCCAUAGAUGCCCUCUCGAUAUGCCUCAACAUUAGUGGUUGGGAAAUGAUGAUAUCUCUAGGGUUCAUGGCUGCAGCAAGCGUUCGAAUAGCAAAUGAAUUGGGUAGAGGGAAUGCUAAAGCUGCAAAAUAUUCAAUCACUGUAAUAACCACAACAUCAUUCGCCAUCGGCUUGGUGCUAUUUGUGUUCUUCAUGGUGUUCAGAGGAAGUGUAGCUUACAUCUUCACAGAGAACAGAGAUGUGGCUUCAGCAGUUGCUCAAUUAUCUCCUCUAUUGGCUUUCUCCAUACUCUUGAACAGUGUGCAGCCUGUUCUAUCCGGUGUUGCAAUCGGAUCGGGAUGGCAGAGUGUCGUGGCGUGGGUAAACGUCGCAUCCUAUUACAUUGUAGGAGUCCCCAUCGGCAUUGUGCUCGGAUAUGUAUACAAUCUGCUAGUCGAAGGGGUGUGGAUAGGAAUGCUGAUAGGUAUAGUGGUCCAAACUGUAGUUCUUGUUGUUAUUACCUACAGAACUGACUGGGACAAACAGGUGUCGAUUGCUCAGAAACGAGUUAACAGAUGGUUCGUGAAAGAUGAGGUUGAUGACGCCUACUGAUGUGGCAUUAUAUUAAUGGUUUGAUGACUGUUUAUGAGAUUUUGUGAUAUGAAUUUGAAAGUUACACACAACACAUAAUUGGGAUGUGAUGUGGUGUGGGCUUUAUUGUUACAUUUUUUUUAUUAUUAUUAUUAUUUUUAUUUUAUAUUGUAUGAAUUCGUAGCUGCUGCCCGAAAGUCCGUACCGAUAAACCCUGGUCGAACAUUAUUAUUGUUACAUGUUUUCUCUCUCUUAAUAUAAUA
Molecule: messenger RNA, 1861 nt
Organism: Andrographis paniculata
Lineage: Eukaryota; Viridiplantae; Streptophyta; Magnoliopsida; Lamiales; Acanthaceae
Product: protein DETOXIFICATION 21-like
Exons: 8
Coding region: 135-1619 (494 amino acids)
Biological process (GO): xenobiotic detoxification by transmembrane export across the plasma membrane
Cellular component (GO): membrane
Molecular function (GO): antiporter activity; xenobiotic transmembrane transporter activity
Source: RefSeq, a predicted model, not a curated record